UCAUACAAACAAAUGAAUCGAUCACAAGUAUACCGCUUAAUUAUUCUUAAUUUCAAGCUAGCUAGGUGGAAUAUUUUGUUCCCUUUAAUUCUUUUUCUUUUUUUCUCUCUCACCCAUUUGUCUUCCUUUUCCCUAUAUAUACCAACCAAACCCACCCUCGGUUUUUGCUUCAAAACCAAUAUCUAGCUAAGCUUGUGGGGGUCAUGAGCUUAUAAUCUUAUCGAUCAUCAUAUAUACAUAGACUCAAAUACUAGUACUAGUUUGAUUAAUUAGGCCAAGGAGUACUUAUGGAUAUGGGUAUUGGGGGAACUCAAGUAGAGAGCCUUUGGGUUCUGGCUCUAGCUUCCAAAUAUAGAGCUUUCAAUUGGGUCGACAACUACCUAGGGUGUUUUAUUAUGACAUGCUUUAUCUGGCUAGUCUUGAGCUUGAUUUACUGGGCUUACCCUGGUGGUCCUGCUUGGGGCAAGUACAGGUUGAGGAAACGCCUUCUCAACUACUUGAAAUUAAUAUCAUCAACAACGGCCAAUUAUAAGCAGCAGCCCAUACCCGAUGGUCCAAGAGGUUUCCCUGUCAUUGGGAGCAUGAACCUCAUGUGGGGUCUGACCCACCACCGGAUUGCUGCCGCCGCCGACAAAUACAAAGCCAAGCGUCUAUUGGCUUUCAGCCUUGGCGAAACCAGAGUUAUCGCUACCUGUGAUCCGGACGUAGCCAAACAGAUUCUCAACAGUUCCGUUUUCGUUGAUCGUCCGGUAAAAGACUCAGCUUACAGUCUUAUGUUCAACAGAGCUAUUGGGUUCGCUCCCUACGGGGUUUACUGGCGAACCCUCCGUAGAAUCGCAGCCUCUCAUCUCUUCUGUCCCAAGCAAAUCAAAGCCUCCGAGUCACAGAGGUUCGAAAUUGCUGGUCAGUUGGUAGCAAUGUUGGGUGCGUCGCAAACUGGAGACAUUCGUGUCCGCGAUGCACUUAAACAUGCCUCCCUCAACAACAUGAUGUGCUCUGUUUUCGGACGCAAAUACGGGCUCGAUACCAGCAAUCCCGAAGUAAACGAAGUGAGGGAGCUGGUCGACCAAGGGUACCAACUUUUGGGCGCACUCAACUGGUCCGAUCACCUUUCUUGGUUAGCUGACUUGGACCCACAACAGAUCCGGUUCAGGUGCUCCAAACUUGUCCCUAAAGUGAACCGCUUCAUCAGCCGAGUCAUCGCAGAGCACCGAGCGCAACCCCGACACCUCAACCGUGAUUUCGUCGAUGUUUUGCUCUCCCUUGAGGGUUCAGAUAAAUUAUCAGAGCCCGAUAUGAUUGCCGUCCUUUGGGAAAUGAUAUUCAGAGGAAGUGAUACCGUGGCAAUUUUGAUGGAGUGGAUACUAGCACGGAUGGUAGUCCAUCCUGAAGUUCAAUCAAGGGUGCACGAUGAGGUAGACAGAGUAGUGGGAUGGUCACGCGCGGUUACAGAGACUGAUAUAGCGAAGAUGGUGUAUCUACCUGCAGUGGUGAAGGAAGUGUUGAGGUUACAUCCGCCGGGACCAUUGCUCUCUUGGUCGCGGUUGGCGAUAACAGACACGACUAUUGAUGGGUAUCACGUGCCAGUAGGAACUACGGCCAUGGUGGAUAUGUGGGCCAUCAUGCGGGACCCAGAUGUGUGGUCGGAUCCACUUGCAUUCAAGCCAGAGAGGUUCGUGAGUUUGGGUACUGCUAUUGAUCAUCAAGCAGCAGAGUUCUCGGUGUUUGGAUCAGACCUUAGGCUUGCGCCAUUUGGGUCCGGGAGACGGACCUGCCCGGGGAAGACCUUGGGUUUGACCACGGUCACCUUUUGGGUGGCCUCGCUUUUACACAAAUUUGAAUGGUUGCCAGUGAAUCAAACGGCUGUUGACUUAUCAGAGGUUUUAAGGUUAUCGUGUGAGAUGGCUAAUCCGUUGACAGUUUGCGUCCAUGCUAGGCGCAUACCAUGUUGACUGUCUUAAGGCUAGCUAUCACUAUGUUAACUCGUAAUUUUUUGAAUUUGUAUGUUAAUUUGGAUUAAGGGGUGAAAAAAAAUAGAAGUAGUACGUAGUAUAUAAUGUUGCAUUUCUGUAGUCCAAAAAAAAGGUUAAGCAGGAUAGCUGGCGCGGGUCGUUACACUUUUUGGGAUUAGCAGCAUUGAAGGACGCAUAUGAGGGAGACAUUAUGAAUACGGUAGAUGAUAUUGAGAGAAAUGUAU
This is a messenger RNA of Rhododendron vialii, 2197 nucleotides long. RefSeq names its product cytochrome P450 78A3. Lineage: Eukaryota; Viridiplantae; Streptophyta; Magnoliopsida; Ericales; Ericaceae. The record is from RefSeq and is a predicted model, not a curated record. The coding region runs from base 288 to 1952 and encodes 554 amino acids. The transcript is spliced from 2 exons. Gene Ontology annotation, molecular function: iron ion binding; oxidoreductase activity, acting on paired donors, with incorporation or reduction of molecular oxygen; monooxygenase activity.